AUGUGUAAGUCUUGUGUUUCCCAAUAUUGAUGUGUAAGUCUUGUGUUUUUGCUAUUUAGUCAGCUCUGAAAUGUGCUUUGGUGUACAUUGGAGCGCUUCUUCAGGUUAGUGCAGGUUAGUGGUAGCUGUUAGUGAUCCUUUUAUUUCGGUCAGGUUUCAGUCAGUGUUGCCGAGCGUGGAGAUGGUGGAUUGAUCACGAUUUCCCACUCACGUUUCUUGCCUUAGAUGUAGGAGUAUAUUGUUGUGUCGAUUCUCAAUAAAUACCAACAGAAAACCACAAAACCCUGCGCUUUCGCAGCACAAAACAUCCAGUCUCUGAAUACUGAAGUUCCUCAGUUACUGUUUCUUCACAUGUGAAUUCUGAACUGUGACCAUGGUGAACAGGGACAAACGCUAGCCACAAGGUCUCAGCUAUCUUUCACACAUCUUGUUUCGUCCUCGCCUGCAGGGAGUGAAGCUACCCUACACGUUCAACUCGUCGCUGGACACGAGCAUCACGCUGGAUGAGUGCAGGGCGAGGUGCCUCGCCAACUGCUCCUGCGUGGCUUAUGCCGCCGCAGAUAUUCGAGGCGGCGGCGCUGGCAGCGGAUGCAUCAUGUGGGCAGAAAACCUCGUCGAUCUGCGGUACGUAGAUGGAGGGCAAACCCUGUACCUACGGCUGGCAAAGUCUGAGUUAGGGAAAGGGAAGGAAAAGAAACGCGUUGUUCUCAUCUUGGCCUUCUUACUUGUGCGGGUGGCCUGGAUAAGACGUCGUAACUCGUCAGUUCAAAUUAUUGAGGCAGCACAACCACCAAAAAUCCCUCUGUUGUUUCCAUUGCUCUGCCCACGGUUAAGAGUGCAACCAGGAAUUUCUCUAGAAGGAAUGUGAUUGGUGAAGGUACUUUCGGCAUUGUAUACGAGGUCCGCUGUAUCUCCAAUUAGCUUAAAUCCUCUUGUUACUACCACAAGAUUAUUAAGUCAAACAUAGCUCCUCGCCACCCUAUGACUGCAACAGAGAGAGGUACACAGACCAAGCUUGACUCCAAUGUCCUCGGCAAGUUACCCAGAGGACAUCCCCUCCUACAAGGACUUCCCGGGAGAACUAUUGCCGUGAAGAGGCUUAAACCGAUCACUGAUCUUCCGGAGACAAUCGUCAACUAUUUCACCAGAUAAAUGCAAGUGAUGUCUGGACUCAGGCAGCAUCAAAACGUCCUCCGGCUUCUUGCCUAUUGCGUCGAAGGCAACGAACGAAUUCUGGUGUACGAAUACAUGCAUAGGAGGAGUUUGGAUGCCUAUAUAUUUGGGAAACCCAAAGAACGUGCGUUGCUGAAUUGGCAGAUGAGGCUGCAAAUAAUUAAGGGGAUUGCCGAGGGCGUCAAGCACCUGUAUGAGGGAGAGGGGUCAUCCGGCAGCGUGAUCCACAGGGAUUUGAAGCCGGCCAAUGUGCUGCUGGAUGGUGGAUGGAAGGCCAAGGUGGCGGACUUCGGGACUGCAAAACUGCUCCUUGCCGGAGCGACAGGAACUCGGACAAGAAUAGGCACACCUGGGUACAUGGCCCCGGAGUACGUUCAAAGUGAAGGCGGUGAGACAACGCUGAAAUGCGAUGUUUACAGCUUUGGGGUCACAUUGUUGGAGACACUGAGUGGGCGAAGGAACUGUGAGAGGCCAAGCCUCACUUCAGAAUUGAGCGAGCAAAGUUGUUGCAGGCCUGGCGAUUGUGGGUCGAACGCAUCAUUACGGCCCUCCUUGAUUCUGCGGUUGCACCGGCACCUGCCGGGUCCGAGCCUCCUCAGCUACGCAGGUGCAUACAGAUUGGACUUCUUUGCGUCCAGGAAAAGCCGGACGACAGGCCAUCCAUGCCUGCAGUCGUCGAGAUGUUGAGCAAUAACAGCUCAAAGAUUGCUGAGCCCACGGUGCCCAUGGUCGACAGUAGGAUUUUGGCUACGUUUUUAGAGGCAGAUCUCUCGAGGCCAACAAUAUAUGAGACAAUUGAUUUGAGAUAACGGACAUAUGCUAGUAAACUAUGAUUGUUGCUAAUGUAUAAACAUCAUCAAGUAGCUCAGUACAUCAAAGAAGUGAAGGAA
Molecule: messenger RNA, 2063 nt
Organism: Phragmites australis (common reed)
Lineage: Eukaryota; Viridiplantae; Streptophyta; Magnoliopsida; Poales; Poaceae
Product: cysteine-rich receptor-like protein kinase 44
Exons: 8
Coding region: 1153-1860 (235 amino acids)
Biological process (GO): protein phosphorylation
Molecular function (GO): ATP binding; protein kinase activity
Source: RefSeq, a predicted model, not a curated record